This is a messenger RNA of Mytilus trossulus (common blue mussel), 662 nucleotides long. RefSeq lists its product as uncharacterized. The record is from RefSeq and is a predicted model, not a curated record. The transcript is spliced from 3 exons. The coding region runs from base 216 to 527 and encodes 103 amino acids. NCBI's taxonomy places the organism in Eukaryota, Metazoa, Mollusca, Bivalvia, Mytilida, Mytilidae.
AUCCUUUAUUUGAGUAGAUAUUGAAAGGUGAUUUAAUAUACUACAAUACACAAAGAAUUUAAAUCAGUUUUUGUUUGGACAGGAUUAAAGUUCCGUGAUAUAGGUAAAAUUGUAUAUGUAUAGAAGAAGGUUGUUUGUCAUUUAAAGGAAUUUGUGUUAUUAAGUUUUAGCAACAUAAGACGUAAACAAGGAAUUUGAAUCAGGGUGUUUUUGCAAUGAAGCUGACCGAAAGAAUGGCGACUUUUCUAGAUGAAAAAGACGAAUUACUAAGUCCUCAGGAAAUUGAAGAAGAAAAGAAAUGGGAAACGGAAUUUCAAAAACGACGAAAAGAAUUAGAAAAAGAAAAACUUAAACUAGAAGAGAGAAAACGACAAUCUUGUUCUCGCCUUGAGGAAUUGAAUAAUAGAUGGCGAAAUAUAGAACAAAGAAGAACCUCACGGAGUAAUAUUCGACGAACAGCGACAACUCUAUCAUCUGAUGAAACCACAGCUCCUACACUUCCGGAAAGGGGUAGUACCGUUCUUUAAGACCACCAAUAUUACUAUUUUUUCAAAGCCACACAUAUGUGUUCAAUUUGUUAUUCGAUAUGAUGAUUGUGUUUAAAUACUUAAAAGCUAUCUGUGAUCAACUAUGUGUUUAUUAAAUAAAAGAUAUACUAUGUU